Babjeviella inositovora NRRL Y-12698 is the source of this 2125-nucleotide messenger RNA. Its product is annotated as DNA-directed DNA polymerase alpha subunit. The transcript has a single exon. NCBI's taxonomy places the organism in Eukaryota, Fungi, Ascomycota, Pichiomycetes, Serinales. Gene Ontology annotation, cellular component: alpha DNA polymerase:primase complex. Gene Ontology annotation, biological process: DNA replication initiation; DNA replication. Gene Ontology annotation, molecular function: DNA binding. The record is from RefSeq and is a predicted model, not a curated record. The annotation marks the transcript as partial.
CAUGUCUGUUACUGAUUUAGUGGCGGCGUUCGGCCCCAAGGCCAACGAUGCGGAAAUCCUUGCCAAAUGCGAAAACUUGAUGAAAAUCUACACGCUUUCCGCGGACGACCUCUUUGUGAAGUGGGAGUCGUACUGUGUGAACAACUCGUCUGUGGACGAUGAAACCGAGCUUAGCGCUGCCAACUUGGAUCUCCUCCAGAGCUACAUCCAACAAGGGUUGGAAAAAACGCUCCAUUCAGCGUCCAAACCAAAGAUGAUGAUGCGUCCCGCGUCUAGCCCGAGCCAGUUGUUUGACUUCCCGGCGACGCCUACUUCGGUAAAGAAGCGCAGACUCGAGUCGCCGCUCAAGAAAGAGGCGCCAAACACGCCGUUAAAGACGCCCCAGGGCCUGAACUUGAACUCGUCGCCGACAAAAAUGGAGCCAACAACGCCAACCCCCCACAGCGACUCAGGAAAAACCAUCGAGACAUUGAACCCAGAAAUCCCCGUGGCCGAGGGGGCGAGCCUUGAAACGGUCCAGGUGAAGCUUGCGCCGCAGUUUGACGCGGAAAAGUACCGUUUCCGUACGAUGAGGCAGAAGUUGCUUGAAGCUGCGGACGUGCUCGACGACCAGAUCGACACGUUUGCGCAGAUUGUCCAAGAGGCGCAUGCGAUUUCCACCGACGAGUUCCACAGCCCGUGCGUUGCGUCGCAGUUCGAUAUUGUGUGCGUCGGCCGGAUGGUGCCGGACCUGCCACUUACUGACGCGGUCCAGCUCAACAGUUCGUCGUUCUUCCUUGAAACAUCUAGAUUAUCGGGGAUUGGCCAGCGCGUGGCGCUUGACCUCACUCAGGUUCCAGACUAUACGUUUUUUCCGGGCCAGAUCGUUGCGUUCCGCGGAAAAAACCCCACGGGCGAGGCGUUUGUGGUGGCAUCGGUGUUGGAGUUGCCGUACCUCGGGGCGCCGGCAUGCCGUGCGCAGGACUUUGCGGAAUCGCUCGCGUUAAACGACAAAGCACUCAAGGUGGUGGUGUGCGCCGGGCCGUACACAACGACAAAAGACUUUGAUUUCGUGUACUUGCGCGCGUUGGUGGAGAAGCUCAACAACGAGAUCCGCCCUCACACGGUCAUUUUCCUCGGACCGUUUAUCGACAUAACCCAUCCGAAAAUCGCCGACGGGUCUAUUGAGGUUGCAGAUGCAAAGCUAGCCCCCAGUACCCUUGACGACGUGUUCCGGCUCGUGGUAUCGCCGAUACUCCGCAGCCUUCAUCCCAAGAUCCAGGCGAUCGUGAUACCGUCGACUCGAGAUGCAGCCAGCAAGCACAGCGCGUAUCCCCAGGACUCUCUCGACAAGAAGCUGUUGCAGCUUGCGCAGAAGAACAUCAAGUGCUACCCGAACCCGGCGCAUUUCACCAUGAACGAGAUCCACGUGGGGGUGUCCAACAACGAUGUAUUCCGCGACUUAAAAGACGUCGUGCACGGGAAGUUUGUCUCCCAGAACCGGUUUGAAAGGGUCGCUACCCAGGUCAUCGAGCAACGUCGUUACUACCCAGUGUUUCCCGGGGGCACAAAGACCCGAGUGGAGGAGGGCGUCGUGGAGCACAUUUCCGGGGCAGACUUGGACAUGCCAUACAUGGGCUUGAGCGAGAUGGGCGAGGUGACCCCCGACAUUUUGAUCAUUCCAUCGGAGUUGCGUUUUUUCGCCAAGGUGAUUAAAAGUGUCGUGGUUAUCAACCCCGGCUGUUUCAUGCGUCCCAGCUCUGCUGGCUCCUACGCCGUGGUCAGCAUCAACCCACCAGUGGAGGGUGAGGUCGAAAAGGUUGGCACGGAAAUUAACGAGGAUACCCGGCAAGAGGAGGGUUUGUACGUGCUGAAUGUGUGGAAGCGUAUCCGAGUGGAUAUCGUCAAAACAUAACGAGGACCUGUUGAAGGGUGCAAGAGUGACUACCUGCGUUAAAAGAUAAGGUCUAGAGGAACAUGGCUUGGGAGUGUAUUUGAUAGUAAAAUAGAUGCCGAUUAAUCGACAGCACGUUACACUUGGUAUUGACAAUCAAGACAUUGGCCUUGUGUACUAAAUAUAAGGUUACCAUUAGGACCGAGAUUUGUGGAUGUGCCACCUAUAGAUGUGCUUAGAUUCAAGCCAGAC